CGCUACUACUCUUAAAACACACGAACUUUCUUCACCUUAUUCUUCCUUCACCAGUUGACUCGCUUUCUCCCUCUCUCUGAAUCUCUCAGUCUUCACCAGAAUGAUGAACUUCAACGACCAAGAUCCAAUGGCCACGCCCGAAGAAAAGAACUCUAGUUCUACCACCUACGCAACGAGCAGCAAAAUCAUGAUAAGCGCCAUUGUAAUCCUCUUCUUCGUCGUCAUUCUAAUUGUCUUCCUCCAUCUCUACGCUCGCUGGUACCUCCUCUGCGCUCGAAGACGCCACCUCCGCCGCCGUAACCGCCGCGCUACAAUGGUGUUCUUCGCCGCCGACCCUUCCACCGUAAUCCCCACACGCGGUCUCGACCCUGCCGUCAUAAAAUCUCUCCCCGUUUUCACUUUCUCAGCGGCGACACAAAAAGAUCCUAUCGAGUGCGCCGUCUGUCUUUCCGGGUUCGAAGAGACCGAGUCGGGUCGGGUUUUGCCCGGUUGCAAACACACUUUUCAUGUUGACUGCAUUGAUAUGUGGUUUCAUUCUCAUUCCACGUGUCCUCUCUGCCGCUCUCUCGUCGAGCCUCACGCCCGAAGUGAAACACCGACGGCGGAGGAGGAGCAAGUGGUGAUCACAAUUUCUUCUGAACCGGUUUGUGCAACUGAACCGGGUUCGAGCUCUGGAUUGAGUGAUGAACCGGAAGAUUUGGGGAGAAAACCGGCGGCUAUCGAGGUGCCAAGGAGGAACUUCAGCGAGUUUGAACACGAGUCGACUCAAAGCUCGCCAUUUAGGUCGCCCAUGAUGAGUCGGAUGUUAUCUUUCACUCGGAUGUUGAGCAGAGAUCGUAGAAAUGCUUCGUCGCCCGUUGCCGGGGCUUCGCCUCUAUCUCCGUCGUGGAGCUGUCAGAUACCGAUGGCCGAGCCAGAUAUCGAGCGUGGAGAAGAACAGACUAUGUGAUUCUGCCACGUGGACGUUUUUUAUUGGUUUUAGCAAGUGACACAACAAUUUUAUUACAGUAUUAUAAAGUCAACAAGCCUUUGUCGAGAGUUGUUGAUUUCAGAGCCCGUGAACACGUGGCGUAAUCUGAGUUGUUAACGAGUCAAUAGAGAAGAUGUGCAUACGUAGUCAGUCGUCGAUGUUGAAUUUUAUUUCAUAUUAAAUUUUUUCUUUAUUCCUUUU
Messenger RNA from Brassica oleracea var. oleracea, 1171 nucleotides. Its product is annotated as RING-H2 finger protein ATL2-like. The coding region runs from base 101 to 949 and encodes 282 amino acids. The transcript has a single exon. NCBI's taxonomy places the organism in Eukaryota, Viridiplantae, Streptophyta, Magnoliopsida, Brassicales, Brassicaceae. The record is from RefSeq and is a predicted model, not a curated record.